Gastrolobium bilobum is the source of this 867-nucleotide messenger RNA. Its product is annotated as bZIP transcription factor TRAB1-like. Lineage: Eukaryota; Viridiplantae; Streptophyta; Magnoliopsida; Fabales; Fabaceae. The record is from RefSeq and is a predicted model, not a curated record. The transcript has 3 exons. Gene Ontology annotation, molecular function: DNA-binding transcription factor activity. Gene Ontology annotation, biological process: positive regulation of DNA-templated transcription. Gene Ontology annotation, cellular component: nucleus. Bases 1 to 867 code for a protein of 288 amino acids.
AUGGAUAUGGUUUCUCCUAAUAGGGAUGAGGGGUCACAGUAUCCAACUCUGGUUAGGGAAGGCUCUUUCUAUAACCUCACAUUUGAUGAGGGAAACAAAAGGAAGCCUCUCCAUAGUAUGAAUUUGGAUGAGCUUCUCAGAAAUGUGAUCUCAGCAGAAAAUGGAUCACAACUCGUGACAAACCAUGAUUCAUUUCUUCUUGGGAACAUUAAUUUGAACGGGACAUUGACUAAUAAAACCAUUAAUGAGGUAUGUAGGGAGAUUGUUCAACGAGAACAUGUCAAGGAAAACCACUCCCAACAACAAUCUAGUUUUGGAGAAAUGACAUUGGAAGAUUUUCUAGGUGGUGAUGGAAUGAUUAACAUAGGAAAGGAGGAUAAUGUUAUUGGUCAUGAUGUUCAAACCCUGAAGGGAAUUGACCCAAUGGUCAUAGGGUCACAGCCAGAAGAUUGGUUGCCACUGCAGAUGCAAACUUACCAACAUCAACAUCAACAUCAACAGCAACAUCAUGAGAAGCAGCAUCAACAAAUAAUGGGACUAUGUCCAGAUUUUGGUGUUUCUAAAUAUGAGAACCCGGAAAUUGGUUACACAGUGCCAAUAACAUGUUCAGAUUCCAAGAAGCGAAGCAGGUACUCAGAUGAGAUGCUGGAAAAGACUAUUGAGAGGAGACAGAAGAGAAUGGCCAAGAACAGGGAAUCUGCUGCUAGAUCAAGGGCAAAGAAGCAGGAACAUAUAAAUAAGCUAGAGAACGAGAAGUUUCGCUUGCAGAAGGAAAUUAGCCUGCUCAAAACGGUGAAGGGACAAAGGCAAGAUGGGGCUGGCGGCCAUGUGGCCCAAGGUUCAAAACAGUUCAUGCUCGUCCUUUGA